Messenger RNA from Pseudonaja textilis, 567 nucleotides. RefSeq names its product dual specificity phosphatase 18 (gene DUSP18). Gene Ontology annotation, cellular component: cytoplasm. NCBI's taxonomy places the organism in Eukaryota, Metazoa, Chordata, Lepidosauria, Squamata, Elapidae. Gene Ontology annotation, biological process: peptidyl-tyrosine dephosphorylation. Gene Ontology annotation, molecular function: protein tyrosine phosphatase activity; MAP kinase tyrosine/serine/threonine phosphatase activity. The record is from RefSeq and is a predicted model, not a curated record.
AUGAACGCAGUUUUUGGCGCCAUCCCCAUCCUCUUGAGGAACCCGUCGGUCUACGGCUUGUCCCGCAUCACCAACAGCCUCUUCAUCAGCAAUGGCGAGGCGGCCAACAACAAGCUCUUCCUUUAUGCCAACCGCAUCACCACCAUAAUCAACGCCACGGUGGAAGUGAUCAACACCUACUUCCCGGACAUUUACUACAUCCACGUCCCCGUCCUGGACUACCCCACCGCACGCAUUUACGACUUCUUCGACCCUGUGGCGGACAAGAUCCACGCCGUGGACCAGAACCAGGGCCGGACCUUGGUGCACUGCGCCGCCGGCGUCAGCCGCUCGGCCGCCCUGUGCAUUGCCUACCUGAUGAAGUACCACUCCAUGUCUCUCUCGAACGCCCACAGCUGGGUGAAAUCUUGCCGUCCCGUCAUCCGCCCGAACCUCGGGUUCUGGGAGCAGCUGGUCGAAUACGAGUAUCACCUCUUUGGGAAGAACAGCGUGAAGAUGAUUCAGUCGCCUUUGGGCCUGAUCCCUGACCUCUACGAAAACGAGGUUAGAGGCAUGAUUACGCUGUGA